Messenger RNA from Raphanus sativus (radish), 1318 nucleotides. RefSeq names its product glycosyltransferase BC10-like. The record is from RefSeq and is a predicted model, not a curated record. NCBI's taxonomy places the organism in Eukaryota, Viridiplantae, Streptophyta, Magnoliopsida, Brassicales, Brassicaceae. Gene Ontology annotation, cellular component: membrane. Bases 111 to 1235 code for a protein of 374 amino acids. The transcript is spliced from 2 exons. Gene Ontology annotation, molecular function: glycosyltransferase activity.
UUUUAUACACACAAACCCCAAAAAAUAAUAAGAAGAAGAGUCAAGAAACGCAAGAAGACUCUCUUCAUCAAGAGAGCCAUCAUCAUCUUCCCCAAAUAUCCAUAUCGACGAUGAUCAAAUUAAGUAGGUUCUUUCAACACCUUGUGUUGUAUUCGUUUCUUAUCGGUUUAGUGUUCGGUCUCGGCUUCCUACUCAACUUCCACAUGAGAAACGAUUCUUUCAGCCCUCAACUCUUUCGUCUUUCUUCUCCUCCUUCGCUCUCUCCACAGCUUCAGCCAACACAGCCAGAAAAAAUCGUUUUAGUAAAAGAAACGGUUGUUCCUGAGCCGGAGAAGGUGAUCAUGCAUAACAUGACGGAGGAGGAAGAACUCAUGUGGCGUGCAACGAAGGUUCAAGAAAUGCCGUCCACGGUGAAGAGGAAGAAAGUGGCGUUUAUGUUCUUGACGAGAGGGAAGCUUCCUUUGGCUAAACUGUGGGAGAAAUUUUUCAAUGGCCACCAUGGCCUAUUCUCUGUUUACAUUCACACCGGUGACCUUUCUUACGUUGACGAUGAUAUUCCCGAAACCUCGCCAUUUUUUCGCCGGAGGAUUCCAAGCAAGGAAGUGGAGUGGGGUAUGGUGAGCAUGGUGGACGCUGAGCGGCGGCUACUGGCUAACGCUCUACUCGACGCAGCAAACCAACGUUUUGUUCUACUCUCGGAAGCGGACAUACCUCUCUUCCACUUCUCCACCAUUUACUCCUACCUCAUAAACUCUCAACACUCUUUCGUCGACCUCUACGAUCUUCCUGGACCAGCAGGUCGUGGCCGCUACAACCGACGUAUGUCCCCGGUUAUUACCCGCAACCAGUGGCGAAAAGGCUCUCAGUGGUUUGAGAUCGACCGUGAAAUAGCUUUUGCUGUUGUCUCUGACAACACUUACUUCCCAUUAUUCAAGAAGCAUUGUCGUUGGGGUUGUUACGCUGAGCAUUACUUGCCGACGUUUGUUCACAUCAUGUUUUCGGGUAAGAACGCGAACCGGUCGCUGACCUGGGCGGAUUGGUCACGAAGAGGACCACAUCCGAGGAAGUAUACACGGCGGUCGGUGAGGGCGGAGCUUCUUACGAAGCUGAGGAAUAAAGAAGGGUGUCUGUAUAAUGGGAAGGACAGUAACAAAUGUUAUUUGUUCGCUAGAAAAUUCGAUGAUAGUUGUAUAGAUAUGUUGAUUCAUUUUGCUGGUAGGAUUAUGGGGUUUUAGAUUUUUUUUCUUCAGACCCAUAGUAACACGCAUUCAGCACAUUUAUAUAUUCUAUGAGUCUAUGAUCCUUUUAUGUUUUCGAA